AUGAUCGAUAAGGGCGGAAACUGACUCAUAGGCCACGCCGAAUCUCCCGCGCACGCAGCCAUUUGCUUCCUCUCUUCGUUCGACGCCACUGGGUCAUUGACAACUGCCAUUAUCCAGUAGUUUGCAAACAUGUCGCUUGAUGGUACUGCAGUGGCUGUUUUUAAGCUUGUGCUAGUGGGUGAUGGAGGCACCGGUAAAACAACGUUUGUGAAGAGACAUCUCACAGGAGAGUUUGAAAAGAAAUAUGUUGCUACUCUGGGAGUGGAGGUGCACCCGCUGGUUUUUCACACCAAUAGAGGAGCCAUCCGGUUUAAUGUGUGGGACACAGCUGGUCAGGAGAAGUUUGGAGGUCUGAGAGAUGGCUACUACAUUCAAGCCCAGUGUGCCAUCAUUAUGUUUGACGUCACCUCGCGAGUCACCUACAAGAAUGUGCCCAACUGGCAUCGCGACCUGGUGCGCGUGUGCGAAAACAUUCCCAUCGUGCUCUGUGGUAACAAGGUCGACAUCAAAGAUAGGAAAGUCAAAGCCAAAAGCAUCGUCUUUCACCGCAAGAAGAACCUGCAGUAUUAUGACAUUUCUGCCAAGAGCAACUACAACUUUGAGAAGCCUUUCCUGUGGCUAGCAAAGAAAUUAACUGGGGAUCCUAACAUGGAGUUUGUGGAAAUGCCUGCUCUCGCUCCCCCAGAAGUUGCGAUGGACCCAGCCAUGGCUGCAAAGUAUGAGGAGGAGCUUCAAGCUGCGUCAAAUACAGCACUCCCAGAGGAAGAAGAUGACCUCUAACAUGUUCCGAGUCUCCUUUCCUCUCCCUCUGUGGAAGUCAAGUUGUUGGAAUCCCCCCCCCCCCCCCCCCAAAUAACUGUAAAACCCUUGAGAUUUUUGUUUUAUUUUUGAAUUAUUUUCGUCUUAAAACUCAGUUUCGAAAAAGCAAAUCUCGGUGGGAAAAGUUGAAUUUCACUGUAUAGACACCAUCCACCUUAGUGUUGUUAGCAUGAGAUGCUUCUCUUUGUUGAGCACCAUCCACUGCACUUAGCCAGCUUGUAAUGCUGUUGUACGGUGUGUUGGAAACGAUAAAGGAGGAAAGCUUGAAUAAAAACAUUCUCAAUUAAUGUUCACUUUUCUUUCGGGGGGCGGCAUUGUGGUGUCAUUAUCAGAAGAAUAGCUUUUCAGUGCUAGAUGAAGCCCAGGAUUGCCACAUGGCGUUUUAUAUUGGAGCAAUUUAAGUACGUUUUGGUAAAUAAGGGGGGGGAAACAAAGUAUGGAUGUUACACUCAAUGUUAAUGUCAGCCUGGCUCACAAACGUUCUUUAGCCUGUUUUCCCUAACCCCCAUGUACAAUAAAAAGUAAAAAUAAAAACUGUACAGUUCAA
This is a messenger RNA of Phycodurus eques (leafy seadragon), 1366 nucleotides long. RefSeq names its product RAN, member RAS oncogene family (gene ran). The record is from RefSeq and is a predicted model, not a curated record. Gene Ontology annotation, biological process: protein import into nucleus; ribosomal subunit export from nucleus. The transcript is spliced from 7 exons. Gene Ontology annotation, molecular function: GTP binding; GTPase activity. The coding region runs from base 130 to 780 and encodes 216 amino acids. Gene Ontology annotation, cellular component: nucleus; cytoplasm. Lineage: Eukaryota; Metazoa; Chordata; Actinopteri; Syngnathiformes; Syngnathidae.